GAGAACUUGAGGAUCCCGGCCGGUCCACACGAUUUCAGUCGUACCAGAGGCUCUUGCAGGAUGGUGCAGGGGCCGAGCCCGGCGCCUCCCUGCCGGUGCGCUUCGGGAGCCGUCGAAGUGAUGCAACCCCGAGCCAGCGGCCCCCUCCGGUACCGGAGAGUGGUGCUGGGACGAAGGCGAAUGCUGCCAGAUCCACACCCGCGAUGCCGUCAAGCAGCCCACCACGCUCUCCUGCUUCAGGCUCCGCCACGGCUCCUCACAGGGCGCCGCGAGAGGAGGCGGUAGGCACCGGGCGCGGCCAUCUGGUCUCUGCGCUACCCUCCGCUGCCACGGAGGUGGAGGAUGCCGAUCUUCGGAAGGAGGAUUUCGUCUGGUCGGAACAUGAGUUCAACGACGGGGAGAAGGAGAACCGUCGAGUGCUGAAGGAGUUCACCCGGGAGUUCAAGAAGAUGGCGGAAGCCACACCCGAUGGAGUCCGGAAUCCAAAGCUGUUGACCGCGGCUUUGGACCUGGCCUUGGCCUGCGUCAAAUGCUACGAGCUGGACAAGGCGGAUGCCAUCUACCGCCGUGUUCUCGGGGAGUGCCGACGGCGCGGCAUGCCGUGGGACGUGAAAUGCUUGCAGGAUUUGGCAACGUUGCGCU
Messenger RNA from Symbiodinium necroappetens, 642 nucleotides. NCBI's taxonomy places the organism in Eukaryota, Dinophyceae, Suessiales, Symbiodiniaceae. The record is from the annotation of a GenBank genome assembly.